CUAAACAGACACACGUCUCUCAGUGGACACGGCCAUCAGAAGACUGAUUCAACAGGGUUCACUGGACUGAUGACAAGGAUGCAACAGUAUUGGACCACGGAGAGAGGUCUAACUGGAGGCACAGACAAUAUGAGUCUGGAGUCAGGGAUGAGUAAUCUGACAUGUGAUUGUCCCAUCGACAGCUUCAAGCACAGUGUGUUUCCUGCUACGUACCUGCUCAUCUUCUUCCUGGGCCUAAUAGCCAACAGUGCCUCCCUCUGGGUCUUUCUGAGCAUGUACAGGAGGAGGAGGAGCAUCACCAUGGUCAACCUGUACAUGGUGAACCUGCUGAUGUCUGACCUCAUGCUGGUGUGCUCUCUGCCCCUGAGAUCAGCAUACUACCUGCUGGACUCCCAUUGGCCGUUUGGGGACCUCACCUGCCGCCUGGUCUCCUACGUAUUCUAUAUCAACAUGUAUGGCUCUGUCUACUUCCUGCUGGCCCUGAGUGUCCUCCGUUACCUAGCCGUAUCAUACCCCUAUACCUUCAUGAGUCUGCAGGGUGGAUCCUGUGGUUGGGGAGGGUGUCUGCUCAUCUGGAUAUUUGUGUCCCUGGCCUCUACACCCCUACUGAGUAUUGGGACUAUCCAGGAGGGGGAAGAGCAGACCCGCUGUCUGGAGCUGGGUAGCAGCUUGGGUACCAUCAUUCUUCUGAACCGUGCUGCCCUGGUGGUGGGCUUUGCCCUGCCCUUCACUGUCAUCUCUGUCUGCUACAUAUGUGUGCUGCUCAGCCUGAGGCAGUGUAGGGCUGGGGUGGAGGCGAUGAGGAAGCCCUCUACAAGAAAGUCUUUUGCCCUUGUCAUCCUCGGUCUCUGCAUCUUCCUGAUCUGCUUCCUGCCCUAUCAUGUGGUGCGAACCCUCUUCCUGGCAGCAGAGCGGAAUGCUCAACUAAAUGGCUGUGAGGAUUCUUGCAGCUACCUCCAGGGGAUUCGGAAGGCUGCCGUGGUAACGCUCUGUCUUGCAGCGGGUAACAGCUGCCUGGACCCGUUCCUUUUCUUCUUUGUGGGAGAAAACUUCAGAGAUUUCUGCACAAAAAAUUGUUGGAGGCAGAGGAGAGUUAUUAACAACACAGAGAGACCAAGGAUUCAAGAGCUGCAGCCCAUAUAAUUAACAGUCAAUUUAUAAUAAACUUGGUACUUUAAGCUUAUCAAAAAUGUUGCAUUCACUUUCACAUUCAAAUCAAAUGUACCCCUCGUCUAUGGAUGGAUGAUUUGUAGUUAUAAAAUUCCUGUAGAGCCAAAUUGUUUGUGCAUUUAUAAUUAUAAUAGUUCUGUGAGCCUAAUAAUAUAAUGCAUGUCAUAACAACAAGAUGCCCAACGUUUCCAGCCAAGCCUCCUCUACCCUCUCUCUGUCUCUCGCAACCCGCAAAAUGUCACUCGCAUCUUGCACCCUACACUCGUCUGUCUGAUUCAUGUUAAUAGCUUGCCCGCUCCACAGCAAGCUGCUCUAUCUGCACUGAUUGGUGAAGUAAUUUAAUGUUGAACUAAAUGUCUUUUUUUUUAUUAUUGAUUUCAGAUAUUUAAAAAUUAAGAGUUAGCAAUGAUAUAAACCGUUACUUUUUGGGGGUUCAAACCGGUUCAGAACUUUAUUUUGCUGGUCGGAACAGUGGAACAGAAUAAAAAAUAUAUAUUUUCACGACGAAAUGAUUGGAAAACAACAUGGGGUUUCAACCCAUGAACGCCAGUGACACAUCUUAAGGCCUCUCAUGAAAUUAUCAAAUUAAUCAUCAAAUUGCUAACAUUUGAAGAGAAAGUGCAGACUCUCCACGUGGUUUUCAAAACAGCCCCACCAACCUGGACUAACAUAGUAAAUGUAAAUCCGUUGACACUCCAAUUAGUCUGGUAUGUUCGUUUAGUCAGUGGUGGAAAAAGUACUCAAUUGUAAUGCUUGAGUAGUCAUGCUUUUUGGCAAAUGAGAAGAAAAGAAGCGACUUUUUAGCUUCAGUUAACCAUCCUGAAAUCUCAUUAGAAAUUAGGUGUACAUAAGCACCAUUUGUGAGAAGUGAUAAUCUUCUAUUUGUAAUAAUAAUCAUAAUAUGUGAUGAGUAUGUGUCACGUUCUGACCAUAGUUCUUUUGUGUUUUCCUUGUUUUAGUGUUGGUCAGGACGUGAGCUGGGUGGGCAUUCUAUGUUGUGUGUCUAGUUUGUCUAUUUCUAUGUUUGGCCUGAUAUGGUUCUCAAUCAGAGGCAGGUGUUAGUCAUUGUCUCUGAUUGGGAACCAUAUUUAGGUAGCCUGUUUUGUGUUGGGUUUUGUGGGUGGUUGUUCCCUGUCUUUGUGUUUUCUGCACCAGCUAGGGCUGUUUCGGUUUUGCUGCGUUUAUUGUUUUGUAGUUUGUUCAUGUUAAGUGUCUCUUAUUAAAGAACCAUGAACUUCAACCAUGCUGCGUUUUGGUCCUCAUCUUCUUCCCAGGAAGAAAGACGUUACAGUAUGACUAUUAGGCGUAGGCAACAGAUCUUGAUGAGAUGUCAUUUAAAGCGAUUGGAGUGCCCUUCGUGGUGCUGAAAGGACAGCUCCAGGAUCGUGCAAUGACGUUAGAGAAGUUCAAUGGAACUGUAGGCUGUCCCAGUAGUCAUAGUCUUGCAUCUGUUUGCAUUUGUUUCAUUGGAUAAUUAAUUAUAUGGCGAGUUUAACAAAUUUCUGUCUUUAAUACUGAACAAAAAUAUAAACGCAAUAAGUGAAAUGUUGGUCCCGUGUUUCAUGAGCUGAAAUAAAAUAUCCCAUUAAUGUUCCAUAAGCACAAAAAGCGAAUUACUCCUAAAAUGUGUUUACAUCCCUGUUAGUGAGCACAUAUCCUUUGCCAAGAUAAUCCAUCCACCUGACAGGUGUGGCAUAUCAAUAAGCUAAUUAAACAGCAUGUUCAUUACACAGGUGCACCUAUGGCACUGUGCUGGGGACAAUAAAAGGACACUCCAAAAUGUGUAGUUAUGCCAUCUCUCUUUUGAAGGACAUAUCAAGACUGUUUCAAGGACAGCUUUUUCCCAUCUACGUAACAUUGCAAAAAAUUCAUCCAUGCUUUUGUCACUUCUAGGUUAGACUACUGCAAUGCUCUACUUUCCGGCUACCCGGAUAAAGCACUAAAUAAACUUCAGUUAGUGCUAAAUACGGCUGCUAGAAUCCUGACUAGAACCAAAAAAUGUGAUCAUAUUAUUCCAGUGCUGGCCUCCCUACACUGGCUUCCUGUCAGGCAAGGGCUGAUUUCAAGGUUUUACUGCUAACCUACAAAGCAUUACAUGGGCUUGCUCUUACCUAUCUCUCUGAUUUGGUCCUGCCGUACAUACCUACACGUACGCUACGGUCACAAGACGCAGGCCUCCUAAUUGUCCCUAGAAUUUCUAAGCAAACAGCUGGAGGCAGGGCUUUCUCCUAUAGAGCUCCAUUUUUAUGGAACGGUCUGCCUACCCAUGUGAGAGACGCAAAACUCGGUCUCAACCUUUAAGUCUUUACUGAAGACUCAUCUCUUCAGUGGGUCAUAUGAUUGAGUGUAGUCUGGCCCAGGAGUGUGAAGGUGAACAGAAAGGCUCUGGAGCAACGAACCGCCCUUGCUGUCACUGCCUGGCCGGUUCCCCUCUUUCCACUGGGAUUCUCUGCCUCUAACCCUAUUACAGGGGCUGAGUCACUGGCUUACUAGGGCUCUUUCAUACCAUCCCUAGGAGGGGUGCGCCACUUGUCUGGGUUGAGUCACUGAUGUGAUCUUUCUGUCUGGGUUGGCGCCCCCCCUUGGGUUGUGCCGUGGCGGAGAUCUUUGUGGGCUAUACUCGGCCUUGUCUCAGGAUGGUAAGUUGGUGGUUGAA
This is a messenger RNA of Oncorhynchus keta (chum salmon), 3826 nucleotides long. RefSeq names its product cysteinyl leukotriene receptor 2-like. Lineage: Eukaryota; Metazoa; Chordata; Actinopteri; Salmoniformes; Salmonidae. Bases 70 to 1143 code for a protein of 357 amino acids. Gene Ontology annotation, molecular function: G protein-coupled receptor activity. Gene Ontology annotation, biological process: G protein-coupled receptor signaling pathway. The transcript has 2 exons. Gene Ontology annotation, cellular component: plasma membrane. The record is from RefSeq and is a predicted model, not a curated record.